Molecule: messenger RNA, 1503 nt
Organism: Acytostelium subglobosum LB1
Lineage: Eukaryota; Evosea; Eumycetozoa; Acytosteliales; Acytosteliaceae
Exons: 2
Coding region: 1-1503 (500 amino acids)
Source: RefSeq, a predicted model, not a curated record
AUGGUACUCCAAUCAUUAUCUCAUCUGGUUUUGCGAAUCAUCUUUGAGAGCUUGGAUGACGCUGAUGUUGUUUGCUUGCUCUUGACUUGCCAACAACUAUAUGGCCAUAGGAAAUCAGUGGCAGUGUUUAGUAAUAAUCAGAACCAUACCAGUCAUACACAAAGAGUGAUCAGAAGUUAUUAUCGUCUGAUGCCAAUAUUCAGUCAUGUUAGACUGCCCCAUCAACCUCAUCAUCCAUCACCACAACCAUCGGUAAUCAUCAACACGGUGAGUGUGAUCAAGACCGAUCUAAGUGUUGUAAACACGGCCGACUUCUCAUCAAUUCCAUCGACAUGCACAUCAUUGCUGUUUGGCAAGUUGUUCAAUCAAUUGAUUGUGCCUGGUCACCUGACACAUGCACACUCAAUCACAAGCAUACGCUUUGGCGAAGAGUUUGAUCAAAAGAUAGUGGUUGGCUCACUGCCCAACUCGCUCAUACGUCUACAAUUUGGUCGAUCAUUCGAUCAACGACUGGAACAUGGCUCGCUGCCCCCCUCCCUGCAAUGCCUGCUGUUUGGCGACAAGUUAAGUGCCGAUCGUCUGUACUCAAAGUUGGAGUUGGCCGCUAUGCGACGUGUUACUGGCUCGUCCAAGCUGCCCUUUCCCCUUCCCCGCAACAAUCGAUUCAACGAGCCACUCUCGCCAGGCGUCCUGCCCCAAUCACUCACAAAGUUACACUUUGGAUAUGGUUUUGAUCAGGAUCUCAAGGAUGGAGUGCUUCCAGACUCAAUCGAGACAUUAUACUUUGGAUCUGGAUUCAGGAGGAUCCAGGAUCGCGACGCUUUACCCCGAUCACUCACCAAGCUCUACCUUGGCUCGUUGUUUGAACAACAUCUUGAACGACAGGUCUUGCCACUGGGCCUCAAAACACUCAUGUUUGGGGCGUUGUACGCAUCCAUCAUCAAUCCUGGAGAUAUCCCAUCAUCAGUCACUAUAUUGAGAAUGAGCGAGAGGUACGAGUUACAGAUUGAUCGAAACGUGUUGCCUGAAUCACUUAGAAUCCUAUCUUUUGGACAGAAGCCACACCUUCUGCCAGUGGACCUGGCCGCGCAGGCUCCACACCUUCACACACUUGUCGUCAGUAACAAGUUCAAUCAUCCACUGUCCAUUGGAGCACUGCCUCAGCGACUGGUGCGUCUAUCACUGGGGAGCAAGUUUGAUCAGCCACUUGAUGCCAACGUACUUCCACCAACACUGGAGCAACUCUCACUGGACUAUCAUUAUCGCCAUCCUUUCGUCAGUGGCUCACUACCUUUGUCACUGAAGAACAUUGAGUUCCAUGCACCCAAGUUCACCGAGCCCACAGCAAGACUGGUACCAAUAUUGAUUGAUGAAUGUGUCCCAUCCAGUUUGGAGUCGAUAGACCUACAUUGUGAUGAGAUAUAUUAUACUGAGCUGAUUAGAUUUGGUCAGAUACAUUAUCACUCGAGCAUCAAGAAUUGGAGAGUCACAUCUGCCACAUGA